This is a messenger RNA of Nelumbo nucifera (sacred lotus), 1853 nucleotides long. Its product is annotated as receptor-like protein 51. Lineage: Eukaryota; Viridiplantae; Streptophyta; Magnoliopsida; Proteales; Nelumbonaceae. The record is from RefSeq and is a predicted model, not a curated record. Gene Ontology annotation, molecular function: protein binding.
UCCAGUUGUAAUAAUAUUUGAUAUUAUACCAGAGAGCCCAGCAUAGACACUCCAAAUCCAACUGUCCCCUUCUUCAUGCUCAAUCCACUGUUCUUUAACAAAGCAGGCGAAGUAAACUCCUCGAUUGCACUCCCAACAGGAACAGAGCCAUCAUAAUUCAAAAUCCUCUCUCUCUCUCUCUGCAAUGGAACCCAGACCUCCAUUCCUUUUCAUCUUACUAGCACUCCUCUUAUCUUCCACCGUCACCAUCUCUUCCUCUCUCUCCCACAACUCAACUUCACCAUCACCACCACAAAUCUCUCCAACCAAAUCGCCCUCACCUUCAGCUCCAUCUCCAACGCCUACAAAACCUUCGUUCUCACCUCCAGCUCCAAAACCUUCAACAUCGCCAUCUGCUCCAUCAACCCUUGAUCCAAAACAGCUCCUUGCUCUGCAAUCUCUCAAUAUCCCCACCGUCAAGGACCCCUGCAUUCAGCCCUCCCUCCACAAUACCACUCUCUGCGACAAUGGCAAGCCCUUCCGCCACCUCCUCUCUCUCCGCCUCGUCAACUGCUCCGAUGACGUUGAAAUGUCCAUCACCGCCCUGAAAUCUCUAAGCACAUUGCAAGAUCUCGAAUUCCUAAACUGCCCCAUCCAGCCCGUUCACUUCCCCGCCGAGCUCAUCGCCAGCCUCCGCUCCUUCUCUUGUAUCAACAGCCUCCGUAAGCUGACCGGCGUUUUUCUCGGCCGCUUAAAGAACCUCACCGAUCUAACAGUCUCUCAAGUGACAGUUAACGCCAGCGGACCGAUUGUCAUUUUUGGUAACUUGAAGAAGCUGAGGUCUGUAACGAUUUCAAACGCCAAUCUUACUGGUUAUCUCCCCAAAAGAUGGCAUUUGAACUAUACCCAUAUCGAUUUAUCUGGUAAUCGACUCAAAGGAAGGGUACCCAGUUCAUUAACACUUCUCGGCGACCUUGAGUUCUUGAAUCUUUCUUCAAACACGCUCUCUGGUGAGCUCCCCACUUCGCUGGGGGACCUGUUAUCGCUUACAAAUGUUUCAUUUGCUUCGAACUCAUUGUCGGGUCCUAUACCCGACUCAAUGUCGGAGAUUCCAGGUCUAGUUCACCUCGAUUUGAGCUCGAACCAGUUCAAUGGAACCAUCCCGAAGUUCAUCUCAGAGAUGAAGCAGUUGAAGUAUCUCAAUCUUGAGAACAAUAACUUUCAGGGGAUCAUGCCCUUCAAUGGGUCUUUCAUAAAGAGGUUGGUCGUGUUCAAGGUAGGUGGCAAUAGCAAUCUUUGUUACAACCACACGAUUAUUUCGUCAAAGCUGAAGCUCGGGAUUGCACCCUGUGACAAAGAUGGGUUUCCUGUGUCGCCCCCACCGGCCCGGUCAUCGGAUUCAUACGACAGUAGCAGCAGCGGCGACGACGAUGAAAGUUCAGAUGGUAGCAGCAAAUCCAAGGAUGAUCAUCGCCAUGGACCAAGUAAGAUUGUUCUUGGAGUGGCAAUUGGGCUUUCAUCUAUAAUUUUUCUAAUUGUGUUCUUGGUUCUUCUCUCAAAGAGGUGUGGAUGAAAGAAAGUAGAGAUUAGUUUACUUUUUACAUAAAAGGGAAAAAAAAGAAAUUUAGGAAUUAUAAGUUGGUUUUGUUUAAUCAUGACUCGUGAGGAGUGGAUGCAAAGGGAAGAAAAGAUAAAGGUGGAAAAUCAUUGAAGGGGUGUAAUUCUUUUUUUUAUAUGUAUAAUUAUUUCUUUCAUUCUACUACAGCUGGAGAAGAAGAGUUCUCUCUCUCUGUUACCAUUUUUUAAAAGUGUAGUUACUAUGGAUUGUAUUAUUGUUGCCAUACAUGUAAAAGAGUGGCCGAUGAUUCAUUGGA